ACAUGACGUCACCAGGUGAGCGAGUAUUCCGAUUCAGUAGCCGGUGUGGGAACGAGAAAGCAUUCCUAAAUUUUCACAUAAUCUCCUAGAAAACUUUUUAAAAAAUGACGACCACCGAAUUAUAUUCUGGUUAUAGCGCUGAUGGAAAGUCAUCUUCAAGGGUAUUGAGACCCCCAGGUGGUGGAUCAAGUAACAUUUUUGGUGCACCAGAACCCCCAGCACCAAAGGAACAAGUACAGCAAGAGAUGGCACAGCAAUCAUCGACAGCACAGACCCAAUCACCCUCAAACCCAACUGCUGAAGCUAACGAAGGAUACCAGAAAAAUAAACCGAAAGGCAGAGCUGAAGCUCCAUUUGCAAUGUUUGCAGAAAGUGGAAAAUCCUCAGCCCCAUCUCAGUUUGACAAUUGUGAUACAAGUUCUCAAAAUGAUGCAGAUUUUCGUUGUUACUCAGUAACAGACUACCGUAAUGCUAUCGCUCAGAAUGCAGCGGUGAAAGACAGGGCGCAUGGUGCAGCCAUGGGUACGUUUAACCCCAUAACCCAUGAAGAGACCCAGGAGUCAUCCCCAUGUCAAGAUUAUGAUAGCAGACGGGUCCACCCUCAGCAAGUUGCCCGAGACCAACAACAACAACCAGUACGCAUGGUUAGGGGACAGGGCAACUUCAAUAAGGGAAAAGAUCAAGGAAAAGUUGAGGUGCAGUACAAUCCUAUAACUGGUGAAGAAUACCCUGCAGGCUAUGGGCAGCAGAAAAAGGAAGAUGAAGAAGAGCAAGAAAAAGAUGAAAAUGAAGAAUCUGAAAAAGACAGCAAUGAAUCUAACACUACUCCUACAGACGUCAACAAUACUUCAACAGAGAAAACUGAACCAUCACCUGCCCCAACAGUGCAAUCCCCGCCGGCACCUAUACAGAAAGUUCGUCAACCACCAGGUGGCAAGUCAUCAGGUUUAUGGUGAUCACUGACUUAAGAGAUUAGAAUUUAGACAAUUAAAAGAUGCUUCCAUUUUUGCAUUUCGCAGCUGGAAAAAGGCGUUCUGUAUACUUAAUUUGUUUGCAAUAAAUGUUUAGUGUUUAUCUAACAAGUGAAGGCAUUUGAAUUUAUGUAAAACAUAUUUCAAUCAUUUGUUUUCAUGCAUUUCUGUAGAAAAAGAAGAAUUUAGCUUUGCAUACCAUUUCAUUUGAAGAAGGUUAACAGAUCCAGAGAUUAACAACAAGCAAAUGAACAAACUUUUUUUUUCAAUUUUUUUUUGUUGCUCUUCUGACUUUUCCGAUAUUUUGCUUGUGUUUUCAUAGUUUUACACAGUCUGUGUUCUUUUAUUUAUAAGAAUUCUGUAAAAAUUGAAAUGAGAUCAAAUGAAUAUAAUUAUAACUGUUUCAAAACAUUUUAUUGUGAUAUCAUAUUUCAACAUUAGUGUUGUUGUAUAUCAAGCGGGGCCAUUAUUAGAAGUAUGCUUAACAUUGUUUUAUAACACUUACUUUCUCUCAUUCCAAACUAAUAUUUUGAUUUCUCUUUUUUUUUCGUUUACAUGCAGAUUUCGUGUAUGUUUUUGUUACUUUUUAAGUAGUUUUUGUUUAACAUUUUUGUGUGCUGAAAAAGAGAAAAUUUGUGUGGAAAUAAAAUGGAAUCUCAACAAUUUUAUUUUAUGAAAUGUUUGUAACAUAAAUUGGUUUCAGAAAGGAGUUCUUAUACAGGGGUAUUUUUUCCAAAAAAUAUAUUGUGUAUGCACUUUUGAACAAGGGAAAAGUAUCGAACUGCCCACCGAUAUUUUGUAAACCGUUAAAAAUGAAAAUCCACCUUUGUCCUUCAACCAAAACUGUUAAAUGAAAUGAGGUAUUGAUUUAAUUAACCUUUUGUUUGGAAACCUUGUAAUGUUGCACUGUUUGCUAUAUACACAAGCUUUCUGUAUUGAUGGUUUAUAUUGAAUAUUCAAAGCAAAUUUUGGGAGGAUUUUGCGAAAUUUAGUGAUAUAUUCUCCAUCCACUUGUUUCUGUGAUCAAAUGUUUUAUAUAAUUAUGUCAGUUUAUUUUGUAAUCAUGCAUAUACAGCAUAAUUAGUUUUCCAGCAUAUUUGGUUUAUCAGGUGUUGAAGUAAAGUGUUUGUUCUUUUAUUAAAUUUUCAUUUCUUAUUAACAUGCACUUUAAACAAGGUCAGUUACAGUAAAAAAAAAAAACAUGCAGGUAGCCAAUUGUUUAAACAUGACACUUCUUUUUUGUGAUCUGACAUUUAUUUUUUAGGAUUUUUUGUGUUUUUUCUUUUGCAUGUUAAAAAAUUAACUUGUUUAAUAAAAGAGAAUAUAAAUGGUUGAAGAAAUUGUUCAUAAAAUGAUAAGUGGACAUAAUACAUCAAGAUGUCGAGACAAAAGUAUUAUCUUUUAUAUUACUGUGUUCAAUGUAUACAGUUAAAUGUUGUUGAAUAGUUACAUUGCUUUAUAGUUCUACAUUAGUUUUAUACAGAACCCUAGUAUAAAAGAAAUUAAAAGCUACUUUUUGGAGGUUAUGGAACAGCUUUGUUUUCUUUUACAUUAGAUUUAGAAUUUUGUAUAUGAGAACAAAUCAGUGCUGAUAAAGAUUUUAUUUUUGCAAUUUUUCUAAGAAAAGAAUAUUUAUGUAUUAUUUUGCUGUAAUUUUGCAUUUAUGUUUUAGUAUUAAAUAAGUCAAACUUUAUCAUCACUAUACAGGGGACUAGUGUAGAGUUUGAGGCUUUUGGGCAAAACAUGACAAGGGUUUAAAUCGAAACAAAAUAUGAUAAAAUAAUAUUUAAAGUAUAUCUUUUCUGUAUUCUACAUUUGGUCAUGAGGGUUGAAGGUCAUUGAACUGCAUGGUAAUCUCAUAUUUGUCAUAUCUAUUAUUAUCAAGUAGCAGCACUAAAGUUAUAUUUCAAUAUUAUUUUAAUCGUUUGAAAUUAAAUCCCCAAGUUGAAUUCAAUAAAGUGUUACUUGACAAG
Messenger RNA from Mercenaria mercenaria, 2944 nucleotides. Its product is annotated as microtubule-associated protein Jupiter-like. Lineage: Eukaryota; Metazoa; Mollusca; Bivalvia; Venerida; Veneridae. Gene Ontology annotation, cellular component: nucleus. The transcript has 9 exons. Bases 105 to 956 code for a protein of 283 amino acids. The record is from RefSeq and is a predicted model, not a curated record.